UUGACGUAUAGUACCUGACGAAGCAGGAAAUAAAAGUAAACAACGUAUAACAGGAAGACGAAAAAUGUUAUGCAGCGUUAGUCAUCCAUUCUCGUUCCGAGUUUGUGUUUUUUCUGGUGCUUUACUAAUAAUGCGUGGAGGAUUUAUCCCCGAUAAGGACAGGGACCCAGGUAGAGGCAGGCUGAGAACUGAUUUAGCUAUGUUAGCCAUCAGAUCGUCAGAGGAGGAGUCCACUGAGAUUGAGGAGAUGGACACCUCAGAGCCCAACUGGUGUUGGUUCUACUUGGCUGAGUGUGGAGUGUGGCACAUGUUUGAGAUUGAUCCCAGUGCAGCCUGCUCUGUGACCAGCGCUCAGAUCGAGCAGUGCUACAACAGAAACCAACGCGGUGUUAUGGAAUUCUACACGGCCAAGUAUACGUACAGACUUGAUUUUUCAGUUAUGCGGCAGAUCAAUGUCACAACAGGGAAGCAGCGGCCAAUCAAACGCUCCCUCCAUUCUGCAACCGGUUUCAGGUUUAUUUGUGAUAAUCUUGCCUUGCCUGUUCCCUGUCACUGGGAGAGAAUCAAUACAGACGAGCCCUAUCAGCUCAUCCAGCUGGGCAGAGACACGUAUGAGUUUAAAGAAGUAGCCAGACUGUAUGAAAGGACAAUGGACCAUCCAAUAAAAUCCAUCCAGAGGAUUCAGAACCUGGACUUAUGGGAGUUCUUCUGCAGGAAGAAAACACAGUUGCGAAAAGUCAAGCGCACAUUGGAUAUUGAGGAGCGAAUGCUGUUUCAUGGCACAGGACACAGCAACAUACAAGCUAUAUGUACUUUUAACUUUGACUGGCGGCUGACAGGAAGCCAUGGCGAUGUGUAUGGCAAAGGGAGCUAUUUCGCCCGGGACGCCAAAUAUUCCAGUAAAUUCUGUCAUACCACGGGGAAGCACAACACCACCCUGCAGAGACACGGACUUGCCCCACCAAUAUUUGCCAGCGAGCCGCCCUAUAAGACCAUGUUCCUGGCCAGAGUGCUUGUUGGGGAGUACACGGUUGGUCAUCCUAUGUACUGCAGACCGCCUUCCAAGGAUGCCAGCUUCACCAACUUUUACGACAGCUGCGUGGACGACAUGGCCAAUCCAAAGAUUUAUGUGAUUUUUGACAGCAAUCAGAUUUACCCAGAGUAUCUGAUUGAGUUCUACUGAUGCCAAACGAGAAGAUAUGUACUUUUUUAAUAUAAAGGCUGUAUCUAAAAAAAUGGAAAUAUUUAGGAUACAGGAUCAGAUGAUGAGAUGAAAUGGAAAAAGAAGUUGUGUAAGGGAUGUGCUUUUUCUUUCAGUCAGAUCCAGUGCCUGACUGGAGCAUGGGUCAUCUAAAGUGCCUUUGGGGAACUGGAAAAUCAAGAAGACAAUAAAGACUUUGUGUACAGCUUGUAUACUGUACAGUCUAUUAUAAGACAGUACAUUGUGGUUGGAAUAUUUCCGUGGCGUGAAAAAGGAAGAAAAUACUGACUGAAGAUCAGUCUGUGUGGCAAUUUUGAAUUAAGUACAGAAUCUGUGUUUGCCUGUUAAAUAUCUGUUGAUUAAAAUAAGAGUGGCACUUACAGCCUGUAGGCGACGUCCCACCAUCGGCCACAGCCCCUCCAUCACAUCCACAGUGCCACGCAUGAGCUUAGUCAUGUAGACCUAGAUCCAAACGACGGAGCCAAAAACCACAACAUGUUCCUGUGCACUCUUUAGCACCAUGUGACCUGUCAGUGCCAUCAACAUCUGUGUGUACCUAGUACAAUGUAUUAUAUAGGCAUGGAUUUUUUUCUGUUUGUUUUUAUUCAUAAAAACACUUCUACCUCUGAUUUUUUUUAAACCAUGCAUCAGUGCACUUUCCCCCCUUUCCAUGAAAGGUUUUGUAAUUGUGUCACAAUGACAUAAAAUUGUCGUGUUCACUCGUCA
Lates calcarifer (barramundi perch) is the source of this 1927-nucleotide messenger RNA. RefSeq names its product protein mono-ADP-ribosyltransferase PARP11. The record is from RefSeq and is a predicted model, not a curated record. The coding region runs from base 65 to 1183 and encodes 372 amino acids. Gene Ontology annotation, molecular function: NAD+ poly-ADP-ribosyltransferase activity. NCBI's taxonomy places the organism in Eukaryota, Metazoa, Chordata, Actinopteri, Centropomidae. The transcript has 8 exons.